GCAUCUCAAUGUGCGGAGGCUGGUCGUCACGCGAGACAACGCCACCAGAGCUCCUUUUUCUUCUCAUUUGAUGUUUUUCCGCUCCCUUUCGUUCGCGAAUGCGUUUCGUGUGUGCGCCAAAGUCCAGCCUUAGCAAUUGCUCAAGCGGUGACACUGUGUCCAAUUGACUCUGCACCCCACGGGGGAGGCAAUUGACGGGGAAUUUGCUCAAAACUACGAGAGAGUGCCACCCCCGCAGACUGCAAAAGUAUUAAAGUUAAUAGAGUUUUUCAUAUUCGGUCGUUUAUUAAAUUAUGUGAGUACCAUAAAGUGGCGCCCCAGCAUUAUCCUGGUCGUGUUGGCUGGAUAUUGUAAAUCUUCCGCGCGCGCCCCCUCAGCAAACACUCGCACUGGGUGGUGAUAAGUCGUGAAGAAGUGCACACAGCGGAGGAUAAUUGAGUGAAACUGUGACAAAAGCUUAUACUUUAAUUCCAAAUAACGAUUAUGCAAAUCAAAUUUGGAUUAAUGACACCUCAAGCUUAACGAGAGGCUGGAACGACACUCAGCGCACACAGCUUUGGAAAAAAUAUGUCGCCCAAGGCGCGGAGGGUGAGCAGUGAUGGUGGGCAACGAGGAUGAAGAGGCCACAGGAGAGGAGAUUUUGCACAUUACAUUUCAAUAAUUGAGGAAUUGCCAACCGAUGUGGAUGGAGUUGAACAUGGACAGGAGAUUUCCAGCAUUUGCAAAUUUGCAUAUUUGAUUGGGGGGCGAAUUUUCCGAUAGAGCGCACAUACACACACCCCCAGAAGGGGUUGGGGCAGAUAAAAAGAAAAACCGGGGCGAAAGGGUGCGACAGCCAGCAAGAAAUGAAGUGGAUUUUGGUGUUUAUCUUACUCCUCUGCCACGUCAUUCGCCGAAUAAUGUCGUCAUGUCCAUUGGAGGUGUGCAUAUGCAAAUGGAAGGGUGGCAAGCAGACGGUGGAGUGUGGCGGCAGGAAUUUGCUAAAUCUGCCCGACCGCAUGGAUCCCGGUACUCAAGUGCUUAACUUCUCCGGAAACAGCCUUACGAAUUUACCCGCUGAGCGAUUUCUGCGGAUGGAAUUGAUAAACCUGCAGAAAAUCUACCUUUCGCGCAAUCACAUCAUGAAGGUGCACGGCAGGGCGUUCAAGGGUCUCACGAAUCUCGUCGAGCUGGACCUCAGCGAGAACAUGCUCACAAGCGUGCCCACGGAAACCUUCCAGGACUACUCAUCGCUGAUGAGGCUGUCACUGAGUCGGAAUCCCAUCAGGGAGCUGAAGACGGCCUCCUUCAGACACCUGUCGUAUCUCACCACGCUCGAGCUGAGCCACUGUCAGAUCGAGCUCGUGGAGAAUGAGGCCUUCAUCGGGAUGGACAAUCUGGAGUGGCUGCGCCUGGAUGGGAAUCGCAUGCACGCGAUCCAGGGCGACAGUGUGCUGCCCACCUCGCUUCACGGCAUUGAUUUACAUGGAAAUCAGUGGCGCUGCGACUGCCACCUAAUCGACAUCCACAGUUGGCUCAUGAGCACAAAUGUGCCCCAAAUUGAGGACCCCGUGUGCGCAUCCCCGGCCCGACUCGUGGGUGUCCCCAUAAAGACUGUGUCAACGGAGGAGUUGGCCUGUCUGCCCCACAUAACGCCGACCACGCUGUACUUGGAGAUUGCCGAGGGCAGAAAUGUGUCGCUGUACUGCAAAAUAACCUCAAUACCGGAAUCUACAGUGUCAUGGUGGUUUCAGGGGCAGAUCCUGCAGAAUGAAUCAAUGGUAACAAACAAUUUGCAUCUGUACUACUAUAUCGACGAGGGAAUUGAGGAGAAGCGUAGUGAUUUAUUCAUCUACAAUGCAAAUGCCGAGAAUAAUGGCACAUUUGCUUGUUUAGCUGAAAAUGCGGCUGGUCGCUCGCAGGCCAACUACACAAUACGUGUCAUUGUGAAGGAGAAGCAAGUGGUUGAAGAUGUCGUCACCCUCACGGACGAGCAUUUGUUCAUGAUGUACAGCGUGGGCGGUGGGGUGGGUGGCAUUUUGCUCAUCAUUGCAUGUAUCAUCAUCUGUAGAUAUGUUAGACGCUCCAAGGUACCUAAUGACAUUCGUAUUAAUGAGGUGAGUUUGGAAACUUCACCCACGGCAAAUCAAGUGCUCAAGACGCCACACACCAACCACGAUAUUUCAUCGCCAUCCGACCCAAAUACAAUAAAUAAGCACAGCAUUAAUGGCAGUGUGGCACCCAAUGGCACCAUCAAGAGCUCCACGGCGCUCCUAAUCACCGAUGAGAAUUUCAUGCGAAGGGUGGACUCACCUCAGGUGGCCGCCGGACGCGCCUGUGGUGGCGCCGAUCCCAACCCAGACUUAAUUAAUGACGCCGAGAGCAAGGGUCAGAUGUGCAAUGAUGCACGAUUAAAUGCGUCACGCAUCGCAUGUCUGCCAGUGCGCGGCGUCAAUCGCGAUAUGUACUACGAGAAUGACGUUCACCUCAAUCCCAUCAACCUCUUCGGGGCCCACGGAGAGUGUCCCAAAGUCACCAUGGUGGCCGCGCCGGACAAAAUCCUGCAAGUCACGGAGUUCAGUCGCUUCGGCACCAUGCCGCAUCCCUCGCGCGUGAAGAUGCACACCUACACGCCGCUGCGCUACUCGCAGGAGGCGGAAUUUCUCAAGCAAUCGGCCGACCAGAGGGCCUUCGACAUCUACACUCCGCCUCCCAACCUCCGCUGCACCGUGGACGGCUAUCCCUACGGGGCGCAGGUGGUGGCGUACAAGACGACCGACAACAGCCACCUCUUCCCGUCGCCGCCGGAGCCCUUCAAGAACGACGCCACCCCCUGCAAUCCCAUCGUGUCCUACAACGCGUGGUACUCGGCACCGCAGCCCUGGCCACCAUGCCUGCCGGCCUACCAGAUCAAGGUGAAACCGUGCGACGUGACGGAGAAGCGAAGCGCCUCGGCCCAAACGCUGCCGCCAGAUCCACCCGAGUGCACAACCCCGGCCACCAUCGUGGAGGAGGCGGGCGAGGAGGCGGAGGAGAAGGCCGAGGCGCAGAAGAGUGACAGUGAGUGCGGUGAAGAGAAAUUGAAACACUUCCCCCUGGCUGAUAGUCCCGAUGAAGGAUACGAAGACAUGAGCCAAGAGGGGAUGUGACGAACACAAGGAAAUGGUACAACUUCCACUUCAAAUAAAUUCUCCACGUCAUUCAAUGUUUUUUCAUACUGCAACUCAGCGGGUGUCCUCAUAGAGGAUGACGCCGUGGCACUGUAAUUAAUUACACAAUCCCCACACACAAAUAUAAACAACACACACACACACACACUGCCGGAAUAGUUGAAUCCACCUCAAAUACAUUACACAUUUCACGGCACUCCUCUCAGAUCGAUUAGAGAAAGAAGAUCAUGUUAUAAGUAAAGUUUCACAUGACGCAUUAAGAGUCGCUGCAAAAGAAUUUGAAAUUAAUUCUAUAUAUAGAGUUUCAAUGGAGACGCCUGGUUUGCGCUGCACCAUUUUUGUUAGAAGACUCCUAUGAAUACAAUGAUACUUGCGAAAUUGACUUGGUUUGGUGCAUUUUUCUUCUCCACCAAAGUUCUAUCUCAACUUUUCCACAUAUUUCAAUGCAAAGAGGAUUUAAAGUUUCACGAUAUUUGGUGAAUCGAUGGAGAUGACUGGUUGUUUUUAUUUAUCAGGGUAAAUAUAAGAAGUCAUAUGCAAUAUUUAUCGAUCUGGCAGGUAAUGUGCUGCUAUUUUUGAAAAAGAAAGAAAUAAUUUAGGUAUUCAAUCAGUAACUUUACAUGUAUAUCUAACGAUUUAUAAUGGAAACGAGGAGGAUUUUUGCUAAAUCAUGUAAGAUACUUAUACAGUUAGAACAUAAUCAGUGGUUUCUAUGAAGAAUUGUGAAAUUUUCAACAUUUCCCUCACAGAACUUUCGUUAGCAAUUAAUUUUUGUGAUAUCAACACAGACUGAUAUUUUAAUGGCUCAAUGUUUUUUGCAAAAAAAAGGUUCAGCAGAGUUUUGUUCUUCCUUACGGAGGUGGAUGUAAUUUACUUUUUCCCCCAACUGUUCACACUAAAAGGCAUGAUCAUGAGGAUUUCUUUGUGCGACAAGAGAGCUUUAAUCGACAUUAACUUCUUUUUGUUAUUACACUUCCUCAAAUGGGAGAAAAGGCGCGCAGGGGAUAAGGAAACAUGUUGACACGAUAAACAAUGAAGAAAUAUUGAGGAUAUUUGUGAACCAAAACAACACAAACUGUUAGCAAUAACAGGCAGAGAAAUACAAGAAAAACACUUUUAAUAGCGAUAAAAUAAUUGUAUUAUUAGUAAUUUGUACCUACGAGUAAUGAAUAAAUAUGAAGAAAGGUAUUAUAUAGAGAGAGAUGUACAUAGUAGACCAUACUCUUAAGGAUUGCGUCUCUAAAUUAGACGAUAAAGACUCUUUAUUUUAUCGUAGAGCGACAAAGAGAGAGCAAAAUUGAGAAGCCAACUUCCUUCGGUUGCCCUCUUAUUUUUUGUUAAUUGGGAAAUUACCCCCAUUGUAGGAAAACUGUAAAGAGUUGAAAUUGGUAUAUUGUGUAAGGAGGCAAGACAAAUGAGAAAGAGAAUAAAAUAAGACUAAU
Phlebotomus argentipes is the source of this 4591-nucleotide messenger RNA. RefSeq lists its product as uncharacterized. Bases 846 to 3128 code for a protein of 760 amino acids. The transcript is spliced from 2 exons. Lineage: Eukaryota; Metazoa; Arthropoda; Insecta; Diptera; Psychodidae. Gene Ontology annotation, molecular function: protein binding. The record is from RefSeq and is a predicted model, not a curated record.